Molecule: messenger RNA, 2032 nt
Organism: Oryza sativa Japonica Group (Japanese rice)
Lineage: Eukaryota; Viridiplantae; Streptophyta; Magnoliopsida; Poales; Poaceae
Source: RefSeq, a predicted model, not a curated record
AUGGAGCUCAUGACUAACCAGCUGAUGGAGGUAAACAUAGAGGGAGUUAGGUGCUCGCAGCUAACAAGUCAGUUAAAGAAAAGAUUACCAUGCCUUGAGAGGCUCCGGAUAAUCAACCCUCAGAAUGAGGCUGAGACAUCAUCAUCAUCAACUGACAUCAACGACAUAUUCGUAGACAAAACGGAUCUGCAAUUGCUUGAUUUGUCUGGCAACAAAGAGAUGAAAAAUCUGCCAACAAGCAUAUCCAAUGCAGGCCAACUUAAGGUUCUUAUUCUUGACGGUUGUGACGCGCUGGAGGAUGUUGUUGUGCCUAAUAGGCUUCCAUCAUCGCUAAGGUCAUUCAGCUUUGAUGGCUAUGGAUCUGCAGCGCCCAGUCGGGCAUCAACUAUUGAGCUACCUCUACAGAGCUGCCGUCCUGUUCGGCGUGGUAUGAUUCGUAUGAAGGAUGUGAAAACAUCCGUGAUAUCCCUAGAAGGCUGCACGCAGCUGGACAAUCUGUUCUUGCGUGGCCUGCCCAACUUGGUGGAGCGGGACCUUUCAGGCUGUGCAAUCAAGGUGCUCGACUUUGGAACUAUGGUGACGGAUGUCCCAUGUCUCAAGCGGCUAUUUCUGCUAGGCUGUGAGCACCUUCGUGCAAUAAGAUGGGGACGGUCAAGGUUGCUGGAGUUGCUCUGUAUAGACACACGUCCUGCCCGGAAGAAGCAACAAGUUAAUUCAGCUAAUGGUAUCGUGCACGAGUCCCUGCAUGUGCAUGAUGACUCGGCCUGCCGCCACGCCUUGGCUGCGGAAAAUUGGUGUUACCUCAGGUGGUGCCGCGUGGAGAGGUCCUCCAACCUAGACGUCGUCUUUCCUCAGGGUGCAGAUGAGGACGGUCGCCUGGAGAUCAUCUGGGCAUCGGACCUCCUCAAGGCCCACUGCAUAUGGAGCAGAGGCAUCAAGUCCUCAGAUGGUUACUUGCAAAGUCUACAGCACUUGCACCUGCGCUCCUGCCCAAGCCUCCGGUUUGCGCUUCCAAUGGCGCUCCCCUCCUUCCCCAGCUUGGAAACCCUCCACAUCAUCCACUGCGGCGACCUCAGGCACAUCUUUGUACCGGACACGGAGUUCCAGUCGACAAGUAUCGAGUUCCCAAAACUGACCACCAUCCACCUACACGACUUGCCGUCACUGCGGCAGAUAUGCGAGGCCGUCGAGAUGGUGGCGCCCGCGCUGGAGACCAUCAGGAUCAGAGGAUGCUGGAGCCUCCGCCGUCUGCCCCGCAGUCAGGGCAAGCAGAAGCCGGCCAUCGAGGUGGAGAAGGAUGUGUGGGACGCGCUGGAGUGGGACGGGGUGGACGCCGGCCACCACCCUUCCCUCUACCAGCCGCCCCAGCAUUCGCGCUACUACAAGAACAAGCGCAUGCCCAGGGGCACCCUCCUCGGGUGAAAUCCUGAACCGUACGUGCAUCUGCUCUGCUACAACUUCAGUUGCUUGCUCGCUUGUUAUCUUCAGUAAGUGUCUGCCUGCGUGUCUUGCUGGCUAAUCGGUGACUGGAUUGCCGACUAGCACAGCAGUGCUACCUCGUGUUUUGAUUUAUCAGUUUGUUCUGCGAGCCAGGAUAUGGGGCUUCAGGUGUGCCCACUCCGUUUUCCGUGUGUGCUCGGCCGAGUGAUGAGUGUGUGUGGCUUUCGCUUGAGUACGAAACUGUACGUACGUAUUGAAGCAACGGCUGGUUGUGGUUGUGCCUGCCUCUGUCUGUGUGAUUGGUGUGGUCUGAGCUCAUGAUGAGCGAGUGUGUGUCUAUCAGCUACCCCUGCCUGUUUGCAGCGGAUCAGAAUAGCUAAUAAGAAUAAGCAGCGGCUGCGCCUGUCUGCGGCUGCGCCUGUCUGCUCGUGUGGUGUGUGAAUUGUGAUUGAGCAUGGGGAGUGCUUGAUUGCUAGUACAUUUAUAUGUGUGCAUCUGAUGGACCAAGUGGAUGCUGCUUGUUCAUGCAUGCAUUCCGGCUGUAUUGGUGAACCAUAAGCUGUACUGUAAUACAUGAAAAAACUUUGUGGCA